CCUAAAAAUAGCGUGAUCGCCAAUCAACACUCGAACCUGAUUUCUCCUCAGCUGUCGUACAAUUAUGACCUACAGUCAUUAUAAAAGUGAUAUGUGUUGUUUUUUUUUUGUUUAGAGAUCUGUCAGCAUGUUCAUAAAUAUUUUAGAAUGAGGUACUAUUUUUGUUUUACGUGAUAAAACCUAUGAUUUAUAAAAAUUUAUGAAUCAAAGUGUUAUUCCGAGUAAUAUUAUUCUAGCUUCCACCUAUCACGGAUAUCGAUUUGAAAAAAUUCAUUUUUUAUUUAGUGUCUAAAGAAAAGUUUUAUUAGACUUUUAAGUCUGUCUAUUUUCAAGUUCAUCUAUCAAUUCGACGUCAAGACAAUUCGUUGGCAACUUUAGUCGUACGACAUUUCUUACAGAGUAGAGACUUUUCUUGUUGAUUGACUUACCCUCUUACUUCAGAAUUUAUUGGAAAAAAAUCCUGAUAUAAACAUGGCUGACGACGAUAUUGUUCUUACGGAGUACUUCAAAGAAGUAAGAGUGAUUGACGAAGCAACGGAAAAAUUAGACAUCAUCAAAGAAUUGGUAGAGAACAAAGAUGACGAUGAUCCUUUUUAUAUUUGUGACAUUGGCGAUAUUGUGCAGAAGUACGAAAAUUUGGUUUUAAAAAUGCCAAGAGUUGUGCCAUUCUACGCUGUGAAAUGUAAUCCUGACCCUACUGUAUUAAAGGCAAUGGCUGCUAUGAAUGCUUCUUACGAUUGCGCGUCUCAGCGCGAGAUUGCUUCUGUAAUGGAGAAUGGAGUAACGGGUGACCAAAUAAUUUUUGCAAACACUGCAAAAAUGAAUUCGCAUAUGAUAUUUGCCAAAAGGGUAGGGGUGGAAAUGCUCACCGUAGACGGUGAGCCGGAAUUACAUAAAAUAAAAAGUGUUUUCCCCGAAGCUAAGAUCGUCAUUCGAUUUCGCUGUGACUCUGCAUCUUCCGGCGCAACUUUCAGUAAGAAAUUCGGAUGCGACGCCGUCGAUGAUGCGCCAAAAUUAGUGAAACUAUCUAAGGAAAUGGGGCUGAAUAUCCACGGUUUUUGUUUUCACGUAGGGACUCAGAGUGCCGAUCCGGAUGCUUUUGCUCGCGGUAUAAAAAUCUGCGUAGGAUUGAUCGAGUAUUCGAGAUCUUUGGGUUUUAAAGAUGCCAAUCUUAUCGACAUUGGCGGCGGAUUCCCCGAUGAGGAUGGGCUGGUAUCAAUCGACAAGUUCGCCGAGGUGAUAAACAAAGCUCUGGAAAAUGUAGAUCCGUCGAUCAAAGUGAUCAGUGAGCCUGGGAGGUAUGUUGUUACGUCAGCGAUUACGCUUGCUACUUUUAUUCUUGGAAAAAACAUUGCGGUUGACGAGGAAAAUGAAACUAGAUAUACGUAUUACAUAAAUGACGGUCUUUUCAAUUCAUUCAUGACAAAGAUGAUGCAAAUACAAGAGUUCUUACCAAUUCCGAUGACACUCUUUCGUGAGUCCUCCACCGGUGAUGCAAAAUGCAGCACAAUUUACGGUCAAACUGCAACGAAGGGUGAUUGCGUUGUAGAGGAUUGUCUUUUGCCCGAAUUAAACGUUGGCGAAAUGUUGAUCUGGCCGAAGAAAGGCGCUUACGCUCUUGCUGGCGUACGCAAGGUUUUCAAUAUUCCUCGGCCCAUUGUAUUCCAUUACGCCAAGAAGAGCUUUUGGGCUCAACACAAAAGCGUUUUUCAGUAUAAUCUCAAAAAAAAGAUGAUCGAGUGUUGAGUACGAUGUUGAAUAUCCUGCAAAGAGUGUCGUGUUGUUUGGAUAAUUAUAAUGUAAUCAUACAACACAAUCACCGUACCCAUAUGCUCACCAUUUUUUUGUUCUUGAAAUAAUUAAGGUCGUUUUUUCGUUCCGGCGAUU
Molecule: messenger RNA, 1887 nt
Organism: Athalia rosae (coleseed sawfly)
Lineage: Eukaryota; Metazoa; Arthropoda; Insecta; Hymenoptera; Athaliidae
Product: ornithine decarboxylase-like
Exons: 8
Coding region: 472-1746 (424 amino acids)
Cellular component (GO): cytoplasm
Molecular function (GO): ornithine decarboxylase activity
Source: RefSeq, a predicted model, not a curated record